AUGGUCAAGAAGAAGGUGGACGCGCGCGUCCGUACGCUGCUCGAGAACUGCGUCAAGACGAACCACCGCAGCUUCAUCGUGCUCGUCGGCGACCAUGGCAAGGACCAGGUGGUGAACCUCCACUACAUCCUCUCCAAGACCGUGGUCAAGGCCCGCCCGAAAGUGCUCUGGUGCUACAAGAAGGAGCUCGGCUUCUCGACGCACAAGCAGAAGCGCAUGAAGCAGAUCAAGAAGCAAAUGUCGCGCGGCCUCUACGACAGCAACACGGAAGACCCGUUCGAGCUCUUCAUCUCGUCCACGGACAUUCGGUGGUGCUACUACAAGGAGACGCAGAAGAUCCUUGGCCAGACCUAUGGCAUGUGCGUGCUCCAGGACUUUGAGGCCGUCACGCCCAACAUCCUCGCGCGCACGAUCGAGACGGUCGAGGGCGGCGGCGUCGUCGUGCUCCUCCUCCGCACCAUGUCGUCGCUCAAGAAGCUUUACACCAUGUCCAUGGACGUGCACUCGCGCUUCCGCACGGAGGCCCACCAGGACGUCGUCGCGCGCUUCAACGAGCGCUUCAUCCUCUCGCUCUCGGGCUGCGACAAGUGCCUCGUCCUCGACGACGAGCUCAACGUGCUCCCGAUCUCCAAGCACGCGCGCAACAUUGAAGCGCUGCCGCCGGUCGAAGACGACCUCACGCCCGACAUGCGCGAGCUCGCGGACCUCAAGGAGUCGCUCAAGGACACGCAGCCCGUCGGGUCGCUCGUCGCGCAGGCCAAGACGCUCGACCAGGCCAAGGCGAUUCUCACGUUUGCCGAAGCCAUUUCGGAAAAGACGCUGCGCUCGACCGUGACGCUGACGGCCGGUCGUGGUCGCGGCAAGUCGGCGGCGCUGGGUAUGUCGCUCGCCGCGGCCGUCGCGUACGGCUACAGCAACAUCUUUGUGACGGCGCCGUCGCCGGAGAACCUCGGCACGGUCUUUGACUUCGUCUUCAAGGGCUUUGACGCGCUCAAGUACAAGGAGCACCUCGACUACGAGAUCAUCCAGAGCACUAACCCCGAGUUCAAUCGCGCGGUCGUCCGCGUCAACAUCUUCCGCGAACACCGCCAGACGAUCCAGUACAUCCAGCCGCACCACCACGAAAAGCUCGCGCAGGCCGAGCUCCUCGCGAUUGACGAGGCGGCCGCGAUCCCGCUCCCGGUCGUCAAGAACCUCCUCGGACCGUACCUCGUCUUCAUGUCGUCGACGAUCAACGGCUACGAAGGGACCGGUCGGUCGCUCUCGCUCAAGCUCAUCCAGAAGCUCCGCGAGCAGCAGGGCUCGGCGGGCAUGGCGGCCCAGCACGCCAUGUCGUCGAUCCACGGCGACAACAAGACGCGCAAGGGUGAGCGCAAGCUCCACGAAGAGCGCUGGCAGGCCGCGAGCGCGGCCGCCCAUCAGCACAUGGCGGCGCCGCAGACCGCUGCCGGUGGCGGCCGCGUCCUCCGCGAAGUCACGCUCGAGAUUCCAAUCCGGUACGCGCAAAACGACGCGGUCGAAAAGUGGCUCAACAACCUGCUCUGCCUCGACUGCGGGAGCACGCCCCAGCGCAUCAUGGGCGGCACGCCGCACCCGCGCGAGUGCGAACUCUACUACGUCGACCGCGACUCGCUCUUCUCGUACCACAAGCUCUCGGAGAACUUUCUGCAGCGCCUCAUGUCGCUCUACGUCGCGUCGCACUAUAAGAACCAGCCGAACGACCUGCAAUUGCUCUCGGACGCGCCGGCGCACCACAUCUUUGUGCUCCUCGGCCCCCAAGCCGAGGGCCAGGGCAACGCCGGGCAGCUCCCGGACGUCCUCUGCGUCGUGCAAAUCGCGCUCGAAGGCGAGAUCUCGAAAGAGUCGGUGGCCGCCCAGCUCUCGCGCGGCCAGCGGGCGAGCGGCGACUUGAUCCCGUGGACGGUCGCGCAGCAGUUCCAAGACAACGAGUUUGCAGGUCUCUCGGGCGCCCGCGUCGUUCGCAUUGCGACGCACCCAGAUGUCACCAACAUGGGCUACGGGUCGCGCGCGAUCGAGCUCCUCACCAAGUACUACCAAGGCGAACUCGCCAGCGGCGACUUGGACGCGUCCGACGACGAAGCCGAGAAGAAGUCCAAGAAGUCCAAGAAGGACGACGACGACGACAACUCGGACGACGAAGGCAACCUCCUCAAGGAAAAGGUCAAGCCCCGGAAGGCGCUGCCGCCGCUCCUCCUCCCGCUCACGGACCGCCCGGCCGAGCGUCUCCACUGGUUUGGCACGUCGUUUGGCUUGACGUUGCCGCUCUACACGUUCUGGUCGCGCGCGGGCUUCCGCUCUGUGUACAUUCGCCAGACGGCGAACGCGCUCACGGGCGAGCACACGGCGAUCAUGCUCAACGCGCUCAAGUGCGACGACCUCCCGGCGUCGCCGUCGACCGGCUGGCUCGACGAGUUUGUCGGCGAUGCGCGCAAGCGCUUCAUGGCGCUCCUCUCGUACGAGUUCCGGUCGCUCCCGCCGACGCUGGCGCUCAGCCUCCUCUCGGACGCCAAGACCAAGUCGGAAGACGCCGCGAACCUCCUCCGCGUGUCGUCGGGUCUGAUUUCGUCCAACGACCUCCAGGUCUCGUUGACGCCGUUUGAUAUCAAGCGCCUCCAGAGCUACGCCAAGAACAUGGUCGACUACCACAUGAUUGUCGACUUGAUCCCGUCGGUCGCGCGCUUGUACUUUUUGAACCGCCUCCCGGAGACGACGCUCUCCAUCGGCCUCCAGCACCAGAGCGUCGACACGCUCGUCUCGGAGCUCAACGUGCCCUCGAACCAGCUCCUCGCGCUCUUCAACAAGAGCGUGCGCAAGUUUGCGACUGCGUUCAACGGCAUCCUCGAGGCUGAGGUCGAGGAGACGAUCGCGGCGCCGACCGAGGUCGCGACGAUGGCCCCGACGACGCUCACGCUCGAGGAAGACCUCGCGGACGCGAAAGACCAGGCGCUCAAGAAGCUCAAGCAGAAGGAGCUCCUCGAUACGCUCAAUUUGAACCAGUACGCGGUGCGCGGCGACGACGCGGACUGGGCCGCGGCCCUCAACGAGAAGAAGGACCCGACGGCCAAGGGCGUCUCAGUCAAGAACCCCAAGAAGAUGGCCAAGAAGCGCGAGGCCAACGAGAGCGCCGACGCCAAGGACGAGAGCAAGGCCAAGAAGUUCAAGAAGGGCGGCGCGCCGGCCAAGGGCAAGAAGUCCAAGUAUGCCAACCUCAAGUAA
Saprolegnia parasitica CBS 223.65 is the source of this 3237-nucleotide messenger RNA. RefSeq lists its product as hypothetical. Gene Ontology annotation, molecular function: ATP binding; 18S rRNA cytidine N-acetyltransferase activity; tRNA binding. Gene Ontology annotation, cellular component: 90S preribosome; nucleolus. The record is from RefSeq and is a predicted model, not a curated record. The coding region runs from base 1 to 3237 and encodes 1078 amino acids. The transcript is spliced from 2 exons. NCBI's taxonomy places the organism in Eukaryota, Oomycota, Saprolegniomycetes, Saprolegniales, Saprolegniaceae. Gene Ontology annotation, biological process: rRNA acetylation involved in maturation of SSU-rRNA.